UGUAACCAGGUGUUUAUCUGCGAGCGCAGAUACCCACGCAGAGAGUAUUAUUUUGCCAUCACCAUGGAGAGGUCCUUCCAGGGCCCUGUGCUGAUUGGCAGUUCUCAGGGAGGCGUGAACAUUGAGGAUGUGGCUGCAGAGAAUCCUGAUGCCAUUGUGAAAGAGCCUAUUGAUAUCAUGGAGGGAAUAAAGAUGGAUCAGGCUAUUAAGGUGGCGGAGAAGAUGGGUUUCCCCCCUGCAUUGAUCAAUGAAGCUGCAGAAAACAUGUUGAAACUUUAUGAUGUGUUCAUCAAGUAUGAUGCAUCUAUGGUAGAGAUCAACCCAAUGGUGGAGGAUUCAUCUGGGAUUGUGAUGUGUAUGGACGCUAAGAUCAACUUUGACUCAAACGCUGCCUAUAGACAGAAGAAAGUGUUCGACAUGCGAGACUGGACCCAGGAGGACACCAGAGACAGACAGGCAGCCAAAGCAGACCUCAACUACAUUGGCCUAGAUGGCACUAUUGGCUGUCUGGUCAAUGGGGCUGGACUUGCUAUGGCAACUAUGGACAUCAUUAAACUGCAUGGUGGAACACCCGCUAACUUCCUGGAUGUUGGAGGCGGAGCCACUGCACAGCAGGUGACGGAGGCCUUCAAGCUCAUCACGUCUGAUAAAAAGGUCCAAGCUAUUUUGGUGAACAUCUUUGGUGGCAUCAUGCGGUGUGAUGUCAUCGCACAGGGUAUUAUUAUGGCUGUCACUGACUUAGAACUGAAAAUCCCCAUCGUAGUGCGGUUACAAGGAACAAGAGUAGACGAUGCCAAGGCUCUGAUCGCUGCCAGCCCUCUGAAGAUCCUGGCCUGUGAUGAUCUGGACGAGGCGGCCAAAAUGGUUGUAAAGCUCUCUGAAAUUGUAUCAUUGGCUAAAGAGGCCCAGGUUGAUGUCAAGUUCCAGCUGCCCAUCUAACAGUGCAAACCUACAAGCUACAUCACUAUUCGAACCAUCUUAUAUGAACUGAAUCUAAGCCCACCACUUGAACUUGUCUAGUCUCAGACCUCCAGUAGAGAUCUCCUCAACCCCGUGUCCUGGUCAAGCUUCUGUCAUCUCUCGUUUCUGUCUCUUUGUGGUUCCCCGUUCCUUCUGUCUCAUCAGUGCUUUCAGAUUGUUAAAGCACAUGUGUAUCUGCAUGGUGCCACUUUUAUUUCAUGCGAAUCAACAUCACCCAGUGCAGAGCCCAUCAAACCAGUCCACUAACAUAUUGUUGGAUUUUUUUGGUUCCAUUGGUUUAGAUUGGGUCAGUGUUACUGCCUACUGUUGUUUUUCGUCAAUGUUAUUGUUUGUUUGAUUUCUGAAGUGGAGGAUGUAUUUAUGUGGGAUUGUAUUUGUACUGUUGAAAUGUACGGAGAUCUGACUCUUUGGGUAAAGAAUGUCUCGGACACAUUGGUCCUAUCUUUUGCCACAUAUAUAUAUAUAUAUAUAUAUACACAGUAUCAUAA
This is a messenger RNA of Sinocyclocheilus anshuiensis, 1469 nucleotides long. RefSeq names its product succinyl-CoA ligase [ADP-forming] subunit beta, mitochondrial. NCBI's taxonomy places the organism in Eukaryota, Metazoa, Chordata, Actinopteri, Cypriniformes, Cyprinidae. The annotation marks the transcript as partial. Gene Ontology annotation, cellular component: mitochondrion; succinate-CoA ligase complex. Gene Ontology annotation, molecular function: succinate-CoA ligase (ADP-forming) activity. The record is from RefSeq and is a predicted model, not a curated record. The transcript has 8 exons. Gene Ontology annotation, biological process: tricarboxylic acid cycle; succinyl-CoA metabolic process.